Molecule: messenger RNA, 588 nt
Organism: Fusarium verticillioides 7600
Lineage: Eukaryota; Fungi; Ascomycota; Sordariomycetes; Hypocreales; Nectriaceae
Exons: 1
Coding region: 1-588 (195 amino acids)
Source: RefSeq, a predicted model, not a curated record
AUGAAAGUCCUUUUCCAGCAGGUGCCCCUCCUCAACGCCCUGCUCCAGUAUAUCGACAAGGUCCUCCUCCAGGGCAACUUCAAGGUCCGUCACCUGCUCAGCGUCAAGGUCCUCCUCCAGGGCAACUUCAAGGUCCGUCACCUGCUCAGCGUCAAGGCCCGUCACCUGCUCAGCGUCAAGGUCCUCCUCCAGGGCAACGUCAAGGUCCUCCACCUGCUCAGCGUCAAGGUCCCCCACCAGGACAGCGUCAGGGAUCCCUCCCUCCAAUUGCCCUCCCUCAGCGUCCCCCUCCGAUACAGCGCCAGGUUCCUUUGUCUGCGCAGCGUCCAGGGCCUUUGCCAGUUGCUAUUCCCCAGCUCCCUCGACAUGGUGCGCCUCCCCAACAGCCAGCCUUUUCUGGCCGCUCUCGUCCUCCCGCCGGUUCAGGAAGCCCGUAUGGUCAGAGCCAACAAGCACCGAGUUCUCCACGAUCUAGCGAUAUGUCUGGCUUGCCUCAUGGCUCCCCACUCGCUCAAAAGAGAAAUUCACCUGCUCGAUCACCGAGCAUUAGUGCUCUACCCCGUGACUCGGUCUCUGGGAGCCCUCUGA